AUGUCGGAUGCGGAAAAACUCAAAAAUUAUUUGGCGGAAUUCUCGGGAAAGUCGUCUACUUCUGUAAAUAUUGGUGAUGCAGGAGACGAUGAAUCCGAGACCGCUAACUUGCUCGGCUGGGCGAAAAGCGGCUUUGGAAAUUUAGUCAAUAAAGCUUCAAAGAUUCAGGAAAAUAUUCCGCUUCCGAACCCGCUCAGAAGCAGUGAUGGUGGAUCUUCUUGGCUAUCAGAAGCCGAAUCAGACCCCUUCUGUCCCAAGCUUUCAAAGAAGCAGCGCAUCCUCGGUUUUAUGGGCUGCAUGGGCAUGGGACUCCUCUGCUUCAUGAUGGCGGCAAUGUACCUUCCAGUGCUGAUCGUUUCCGCGCGCAAAUUCGCUCUUUUGUACACUCUUGGCUCGCUCUUCUUCAUUUCCUCAUUCUCGCUGCUCUAUGGGCCCAAGAAGCAUUUCAAGCAUCUUAUCUCGACCGAACGUCUCCCGUUUACCCUCGGCUACACGUUGUCAAUGAGUUUUACCCUCUACGCGGCCAUGGGAGCGAAGAGCUACAUUUUGACAGUCAUUGCCGCUGCGAUUCAGAUCGUGGCACUCUCAUACUUUACGCUUUCGUAUAUUCCGGGCGGCCAGGCGGCGCUCAAGUUCUUCGCUAAGAUGUUCUACGCGAUCUUUUCCAGGUGCUUCAAGUCUGCCAUAAACGUCUAA
Molecule: messenger RNA, 696 nt
Organism: Oikopleura dioica
Lineage: Eukaryota; Metazoa; Chordata; Appendicularia; Copelata; Oikopleuridae
Source: the annotation of a GenBank genome assembly